AGGUUGUAAUACAAUUUUUGUUUAUAGUUUACUAUUAAAUAGACCAUUCUAUUAUAUAUAUAUAGGUAUCGUCAUGUAAAAUAGACUUGUACUGCUCUGAAGUUUAAAAUAAACAAUCAACCACCCCUAGCAGGCUAUGAAUUCCUUUGUCAUGCUCUUUUUCAAGCAAGAUAUAAAUUACACAAAAUGGUUAAGUAAAGACAGGUAUCUUCGCUUCCAAAACUCUACUUCCCUCCGCUCCAUUCCUGUAACAAAAGCUGUAAAACAAGGACAAAUUAAAAUAUCUAGCAAUGACACAGUAAAGCAUCCUACUCAAGAGAAAUUUUUGUUAAUCAGUCACACGUAAUUAAUAUAUCAUAAUCCUUGGUAAAAGCGAGGUCAGAUAUGCAGUAAAAGAUCCACAAGUAGGAACUUCAACGAGAUAAGAGAUUAUCCUUAGAAAUCCCCUUGGUGCAAACUAAAUUUACAAAACUUAUUAACGAGAGUAAAAUUUGUUUUUAAGAGAACAAGAAACGAAAAAACUGUAAUUAAUCGUGAAUUAUGGUAACAGAGGCGUUAGGAUGUCACCAAAGGAUCCUGAGAUCUCAUGUCGGAUCUGAAUCAGACCUCAUCCGAACAAGCCGUUUUAUUCGCGCGUGGCUACAAGUUCCUGAAGAAAUUAGGUGAAGGCUCUUACGCAAAGGUCUAUCUAGCGGAAUACAAAACAGAAUCGGACCCUGACAGAAACAGCAGACUGGCCUGCAAAGUAAUAGACACCGUGAAAGCUCCAAGGGACUUUGUCAGGAAAUUCUUGCCCCGGGAGCUUGACAUCCUAGUGAAGUUGAACCACCCCCACGUGGUGCACGUGCAUAGCAUAUUCCAGAGGCGAACCACGUACUUCAUAUUCAUGCGAUUCGCUGAGAACGGAGAUCUUCUCGAGUUCAUUCUGAAGAAUGGCGUAGUUGCAGAAGGCCAGGCACGCGUGUGGAUCAGACAGCUCGUGCUUGGUCUCCAGUACCUACACGAAUUGGAGAUUGCUCACCGUGACAUGAAGUGUGAGAAUAUUCUCCUGACCUCCAAUUACAAUGUGAAGCUCGCUGACUUUGGGUUUGCUCGUUACGUGAUUGACAACCGUGGAAAGCAAGUUCUCAGUGACACUUACUGCGGUUCCCUGUCAUACGCUGCACCAGAGAUCCUUCGUGGCUCUCCGUACAGCCCAAAGAUGGCUGACAUUUGGUCGUUAGGAGUUAUAUUGUAUAUUCUCCUGAACAAAGCGAUGCCAUUUGAUGACACAGACAUCAAAAGGCUGUACGAGCAACAGAGAAAUCGCAAGUGGAAGUUUCGCAGCAAGGUUGCACCAUCGUUGAGUGAAAAUGUUAAGAAGUUGGUGACCUUUCUUCUGGAGCCCGUACCAACCAAACGUUGGACUUUGAAGCAGAUCCUGAGCAGCGACUGGAUCGCCAUGGAUCCUCGACUUCUGGUACUCACUCCUGCGGAACAGACUGCUCUGAAUAAUGCAAUAGAAGAAAGACAGAAGAUGGAGGAGAAGUUCUCGAAGAAGGAUCCUAAAAUGUUCAAAGUGGAGGAGAAGAAAAAGACUGAGGUGGUUGCGAAUAAAGCCAAACCAGAAGAAGUCACUGUUCUUAAGAAAGCUGCGAAAGUUUGUUUCUUUUUACUGUUCGAAGCAAUGUUUCUCAAACUGGCGACUUAGAAAAAGAAGAAGAAGAAGAAGAAGUAUAUUAUAUAGGGGAAUAAAAAUGCUUAUUCUUUGUAUUAUUUUCUUUAGGAGGAAGUUUGAGAAACAUUGAUCUAAAUUGUUAAUCUUCGGUUUGUUUACCAACUUCUUUUGCUUUUCAGGUGGCGUUGUCUUCCAUCGCAGCUGGUCCACUUUUUUAGAGCAAAUAU
Messenger RNA from Hylaeus volcanicus, 1884 nucleotides. Its product is annotated as testis-specific serine/threonine-protein kinase 1-like. Bases 587 to 1690 code for a protein of 367 amino acids. The record is from RefSeq and is a predicted model, not a curated record. NCBI's taxonomy places the organism in Eukaryota, Metazoa, Arthropoda, Insecta, Hymenoptera, Colletidae. Gene Ontology annotation, cellular component: cytoplasm; nucleus; spindle pole. The transcript has 4 exons. Gene Ontology annotation, molecular function: ATP binding; protein kinase activity. Gene Ontology annotation, biological process: mitotic cell cycle; regulation of cytokinesis; protein phosphorylation.